Propithecus coquereli (Coquerel's sifaka) is the source of this 6113-nucleotide messenger RNA. RefSeq names its product dishevelled associated activator of morphogenesis 2 (gene DAAM2). NCBI's taxonomy places the organism in Eukaryota, Metazoa, Chordata, Mammalia, Primates, Indriidae. The record is from RefSeq and is a predicted model, not a curated record. Gene Ontology annotation, molecular function: actin binding; small GTPase binding. Gene Ontology annotation, biological process: regulation of non-canonical Wnt signaling pathway; positive regulation of canonical Wnt signaling pathway; negative regulation of oligodendrocyte differentiation. Bases 95 to 3301 code for a protein of 1068 amino acids. The transcript has 25 exons.
CGCGGAGCCGGGCUGCGGGCAGCGGCGCCGCGGGCGCGGAAUCAUCAUGAGGACCUAGGGCAUCUGCCUGCUGAGCCCCCAGCCCGCAGUGACUAUGGCCCCCCGCAAGAGGAGCCGCCAUGGCCUGGGCUUCCUGUGCUGCUUCGGGGGCAGUGACCUCCCCGAGAUCAACCUCCGGGACAACCACCCUCUGCAGUACAUGGAGUUCUCCAGCCCCAUCCCGAACUCAGAAGAGCUUAACAUCCGCUUCGCAGAGCUGGUGGAUGAGUUGGAUCUCACUGACAAAAACCGGGAGGCUAUGUUCGCCCUGCCCCCAGAGAAGAAAUGGCAGAUCUACUGCAGCAAGAAGAAGGAGCAGGAGGACCCGAACAAGCUGGCGACCAGCUGGCCAGACUAUUACAUUGACCGCAUCAACUCCAUGGCUGCGAUGCAGAGUCUGUACGCAUUUGAUGAGGAGGAGACAGAGAUGAGGAACCAAGUCGUGGAAGACCUGAAGACGGCUCUCCGGACGCAGCCCAUGAGGUUUGUGACCCGCUUCAUCGAGCUGGAGGGCUUGACCUGUCUGCUAAAUUUCCUCCGGAGCAUGGACCAUGCCACCUGCGAGAGCCGCAUCCACACCUCCCUCAUCGGCUGCAUCAAGGCACUGAUGAACAACUCCCAGGGGCGGGCGCACGUGCUGGCGCAGCCCGAGGCCAUCAGCACCAUCGCCCAGAGCCUGCGCACGGAGAACAGCAAGACAAAGGUGGCUGUGCUGGAGAUCCUGGGCGCCGUGUGCCUUGUGCCCGGCGGCCACAAGAAGGUGCUGCAGGCCAUGCUACACUACCAGGUGUAUGCUGCAGAGCGAACACGCUUUCAGACUCUGUUGAACGAGCUAGACCGCAGUUUGGGCCGGUACCGGGAUGAAGUGAACCUGAAAACGGCCAUCAUGUCCUUCAUCAAUGCUGUCCUCAAUGCUGGAGCUGGAGAGGAUAAUCUGGAGUUCCGCCUACAUCUACGGUAUGAGUUCCUGAUGCUGGGGAUACAGCCUGUGAUCGACAAGCUCCGGCAGCAUGAGAAUGCCAUCCUGGACAAGCAUUUAGACUUCUUCGAGAUGGUCCGGAAUGAGGAUGACCUGGAGCUAGCCAGGAGGUUUGACAUGGUCCACAUCGACACUAAGAGUGCUUCCCAGAUGUUCGAGCUGAUCCACAAGAAGCUGAAGCAUACUGAGGCCUACCCCUGCCUGCUCUCUGUCCUGCACCACUGCCUGCAGAUGCCCUACAAGCGGAAUGGUGGCUACUUACAGCAGUGGCAGCUCCUGGACCGCAUCCUCCAGCAGAUUGUCCUCCAGGAUGAGCGGGGUGUGGACCCUGACCUGGCUCCCUUGGAGAACUUCAACGUUAAGAACAUCGUCAACAUGCUCAUCAAUGAGAACGAAGUGAAACAGUGGCGUGACCAGGCAGAGAAGUUCCGGAAAGAACACAUGGAGCUCGUGAGCCGGCUGGAGAGGAAGGAGCGGGAAUGUGAAACAAAGACGUUGGAGAAGGAAGAGAUGAUGCGGACACUGAACAAAAUGAAGGACAAGCUGGCCCGGGAGUCCCAGGAGCUGCGCCAGGCUCGGGGACAAGUGGCAGAGCUGGUGGCCCAGCUCAGCGAACUCUCAACAGGCCCUGUAUCUUCCCCGCCUCCCCCGGGGGGCCCCCUCACCUUGUCUUCCUCCAUGACAACCAGUGACCUGCCUCCACCCCCACCUCCUCUGCCCUUUGCCUGCUGCCCCCCUCCCCCACCCCCACCCCUUCCUCCUGGGGGGGCCCCCACCCCCCCAGGUGCCCCACCUUGCUUCGGCAUGGGCCCACCCCUCCCUCAGGACCCCUACCCCAGCAGUGAUGUCUCACUCAGGAAAAAGCGUGUCCCCCAGCCUUCCCACCCGCUGAAGUCCUUCAACUGGGUCAAGCUGAAUGAGGAGCGUGUCCCUGGCACCGUAUGGAAUGAGAUUGAUGACAUGCAGGUAUUUCGGAUUCUGGACCUAGAGGAUUUUGAAAAAAUGUUUUCAGCCUAUCAGAGGCACCAGAAAGAGUUGGGCUCCACUGAGGACAUCUACCUGGCCUCCCGCAAGGUCAAGGAGCUGUCGGUCAUUGACGGCAGGAGGGCCCAGAACUGCAUCAUCCUUCUCUCCAAGUUGAAGCUUUCCAACGAGGAGAUCCGGCAGGCUAUCUUGAAGAUGGACGAGCAGGAGGACCUCGCCAAGGACAUGCUGGAGCAGCUCCUCAAGUUCGUCCCUGAGAAGAGUGACAUUGACCUCCUCGAGGAGCACAAGCACGAGAUCGAGCGGAUGGCCCGUGCUGACCGCUUCCUCUAUGAAAUGAGCAGGAUCGACCACUACCAGCAGCGACUACAGGCCCUCUUCUUCAAGAAGAAGUUCCAGGAGCGGCUGGCUGAGGCCAAGCCCAAGGUGGAAGCCAUCCUGCUGGCCUCCCGGGAGCUGAUCCGCAGCAAGCGUCUAAAGCAGAUGCUAGAGGUUGUCCUAGCCAUCGGCAACUUCAUGAACAAAGGGCAGCGUGGGGGUGCCUACGGGUUCCGGGUGGCCAGCCUCAACAAGAUCGCCGACACCAAAUCCAGCAUUGACAGAAACAUCUCUCUGCUCCAUUACCUGAUCAUGAUCCUGGAGAAGCAUUUCCCUGACAUCCUGAACAUGCCUUCGGAGCUGCAGCAUCUUCCAGAAGCUGCCAAAGUCAACCUGGCAGAGCUGGAGAAGGAGGUGGGCAACCUCAGAAGGGGCCUGAGAGCAGUGGAGGUGGAGCUGGAAUAUCAGAGGCGCCAGGUGCGGGAGCCCAAUGACAAGUUUGUCCCAAUCAUGAGCGAUUUCAUCACGGUGUCCAGCUUCAGCUUCUCAGAGCUGGAGGACCAGCUAAAUGAGGCCAGGGACAAGUUCGCCAAGGCCCUGAUGCACUUCGGGGAGCAGGAGAGCAAGAUGCAGCCGGACGAAUUCUUUGGUAUCUUCGACACCUUCCUGCAGGCCUUCUCGGAGGCGCGGCAGGAUCUGGAGGCCAUGAGGCGCAGGAAGGAGGAGGAGGAGCGGCGGGCGCGCAUGGAGGCCAUGCUGAAGGAGCAGAGGGAGCGCGAGCGGUGGCAGCGGCAGCGGAAGGUCCGGGCGGGCAGCGCGCUGGACGAGGGGGGCGGCGAGUUCGACGACCUGGUGUCGGCCCUGCGCUCCGGGGAGGUUUUCGACAAGGACUUAUGCAAGCUCAAGCGCAGCCGCAAGCGGUCAGGGAGCCAGGCCCCGGAAGUCACCAGGGAGCGCGCAAUAAACAGGCUAAAUUAUUGACCUGGGACUGGGCGCGCAGGAGGCCGGGAGACAGGGACAGCCGAGAGGGGCUGAGUGGAGGCGGCGGUGAUACUUACAGGAUUUGGUGCUCAGGCUGAGCCCUGGGCUGGGCCCUGGGGUGGGGAGUGGUGUGUGGCUGGACCAGGUGUCCCCCCACACUCACCUAGCGGCUCCUCUCUUCUCCCCUUCACACCAUUCUUUCUGCAUCAGUCCCCGGGGGUCUUCUCUGAGGCUGUCUUGGACACCCCUGGCAGGCCCCGGGCCUCUAGCCAGGCAACCCUAGGCCGAGGGCCCUGCUCCCCACCCCACCGUGGGCACCCACGUGUUGGCACAGAACUGCCCCAGCUCUACACCGGAGAGGAGGUCCAUGACAUUGCCCAGAUUUCAUGUGCAGGGAGAGUAACAGGGCCCCUGAGAGCCAGGGUGGGGAGUCCAGGCCCCCGCCCUCGAGGAGGCUCCGCGAACACUGAUCUGGGGGCAAACUUUCCUUUUGGAUGGAAACGGGAAAGGCAUUAUGUUUUCUAGCUAGAUCAGCUCUGGUAUGUUCCAGAAAGACAACAAACAUUGGGAGGAUGAUGCAGGGACCAAAGCCACCAGAACAGGGUAGCAGUGCCUGUUUCCUACGUCACAAGUCCUUUGGCCUCUCUGCCCUGUCUGAAGUCUUUCUCCCUACACCCACCUGCCCACCUCCAUCUGCUCUACUAAUCCACAACCCGGAAGACUCCCCUUUGGGUUCCACGACCACGGCUCACUACCAGGUCCUUGAAUCUGGUAAGGGAGGGGGCUCAAAUAGGACCUCGUUCACACCACACCUCAUGCAAAUCCCUACAGGUGCAUCCCAAGUCCCCCCACCUCCCCAUGCAACCUGGCCGCGGUUGGGAAGUGACCCCGCGUGUUGCCUAGGAGUUCCCUGUGGCCCCUCACCAGAGGGCAGCACUUGAGUGCCAGCUGCACCCAGCAGCCCCCUGGUCCACCACGUCACAUAAAUCACUCACAGCCCCUUUCUCUAACACCUGCCUCAGGGCAGAAGCCACAGUGAGCCACAGAAGAGCUUCUUGCUCCGUGCAGCCUGCAGGAGGGCACUUGGCACCAGUGUCCUGGCUGAGGCUGGUGGGGGAGUCGGUUCCUGAGGGGGUCCCCAGGGCCAGAGCUGCCCUCCACAUUUACACCUCUAAGCGUGGCCCCUCCUGCGCAGCAUUCAGAGGGGGGCUAAGAGGAGAGAGGGGAAGGCGAGGGAAGCUGGGGAUGGGGGAGCGCACUGCCUGAGGGCCCUCCCAUCUCUGGAACCCAAGCUGGUUCUUCAGCCUGACUUGCCAGGGGCCCAUUCUGGUGCUCCUGUCCACUCCCACCUUCCAUUUUGUCCAUCUUGAGCUGUCCUUGGUGGAUGGAACAGCUGGCUCUAGACAAAAUCUCUUCUAAAAGGAGGGGCCUGAGGUCAAUUCCAAGGCUUUUGUGUUCAAUAAUGUCUCACUGUCUGUGCGACCCGCCCUGCUUCAACCCAUCCACCAGUUCCUAGCCCUCCCGCCCUCUGCCCUGCCUGUGUGUUCCCGACCUCACUCCUGGCUCAGGGUUAUUGCCAGUGCACACACUGGUGGGCUGGCCCGCUCUCAGCUGUCUAUCUUCUGCCUUUUUCUUGUAUCAGAUUCCUGGGGGUGGGAUGAUAGUAGCUGUGGGGGCAGAAACACAGGGUUGGUGAGCCCAGCAUGUGUGUAGGUUCGAGGGGGCAGGUGGCACGUGUUUUCUGGGGGGAGGGAUCUGAGCAGUGCAAGCCUGGCCGGCACAGGUGUGAAGAGCGAUCCUGGAACCCAGGUGAGGGUGAGAUGAAGGCUUCCAGGAAGAGCAGCUGCAGAGAGCUUCGCUAUACCCAUCUGCACCCCCGAGACCCCCCUGCAAGAUGCAGGUGUUGGGAUGAUGGGGAGGUUGUGGGUGAGGCCUCUUAAGGUCCUCUCCCAAACCGGCCAGGCUGAGGUCAGUCUAGCCCCCAAGGGGAGCUCUCCAGUCUGACAAGCAUCUCCAAAUCCUGGCAUUCCCGCCCACCGAGGAAGACCAGAUAUGCACCAGGAAAGACAAGGAAUGUGGAAGCUGUUCAAGACACGUUCAAUCCUCAGAAAAGCAGAGUUUGGUUUAACUGUUUACAGAGGACGCAUACAUCGUUCCAGAGCCCAGCCUUCUCACCCCCAAAGAUUUUUUCUUCUCUAUUUAUUAUUUCCUAGAUCUGGCCCGUGGCUUUGGUACCCAGAUGCCAUUGCAGCAGCCAGAUCUCAACAGUGCCUUGGACCAUGGACUGUCUCAGUCAACUCACAAGGGGCUGAUGCCCAAUGGGCUGGCUGCACUGGUCCUUGAUAUGUUACAUGUUUCAGUCUAUUAAUGUGUUCCUUGGUCUUGCUUCCCUAUGCCCUUCCCAGCCCUCCUGCCACCUUUGGGAAAAUUUUUCCCGCUAAUUUUGUGUCCAAUGUAAAAUUCAUUGUCAACCUAAUGCAACCUGUUCCCUUCUCAGCAGCAGCACUUACUCCCCCUCCCCUGUGAUAGAAAUGAAGUGUUUAGGGGCAGUGGGAGAACAUUCUCCAGGUGGAUGGGGAAGGGUCUGGUGCAGGCUCUCCCCACCCCCAUCCCGUUGCCACCAACCGGGGAGUUGUGACCGUCUCCCCCGACCUCUACCAGGGAUGCCUUCAUGCCAAGGCUGCUCUCACCAGCUGCCUCACAUGACAGAUGAGGCUAAUGGACAAAAUCUGCAGUGUCCUUUUCACCUGCACCUUUUUUUAUAAGAAUAUAUUGUAAUACUAAAAACUAUUAAAUCCAUACCAUCCCUACC